Suillus fuscotomentosus is the source of this 2271-nucleotide messenger RNA. RefSeq lists its product as uncharacterized. Lineage: Eukaryota; Fungi; Basidiomycota; Agaricomycetes; Boletales; Suillaceae. The coding region runs from base 1 to 2271 and encodes 756 amino acids. The transcript is spliced from 11 exons. The record is from RefSeq and is a predicted model, not a curated record.
AUGUGUACCUCCCGCCAUCUCACAGUGACACUGGUCACUUUCGAAGUAUCUCGAGGAUUUUUCCCUUGUGCUCCCAUUGCACCUACACUAGCCGUGGACAUCCAUGUUCUGCAACUUGUCAAGGAACUUUUUGUUCCCUUAGCACCAAACGUCACUGGGUGGUGUGAUGCUUUCGAAGUGUUACUAGAUGACCUUAGGAAGGAAUUCGCCGCCGAUUUAACAACACCUAUCAUUGGUACUGCAUUCUGUUGUUAUUCAGUCGCAGACAAAUACAAGAAGGACUGGGACAUGUACGCUCAGACUGCCGAAACCCCCCUCACGAGCAGGAUGCAGAACACGCUGAGGAAGAUGAAGAACAUGUCAAGAAAGAUGCCGAAGACAACGAGGUUGCUUGGCGUCCGUCGGAAUACUUUCAUGGAUGGUGUCCACUUUGUUAUGGAGCUCAAGACUGGAGAUUGGCCCGCAGUACAGACCGUAGGCUGUAUUGAUGCAUGUUUCAAUCAGAAGCGCACCCAUGCACACAAUGACAAUCCCAAGAAUCCGACAGAAUCUUUCUUCAUUUCUGACAAAUCAUCAACAUCGAGUAGAAAAAAGCAAGGGUCGACUGUAGAGGCUGAGGAUGGGUAUGAGGAUGGAAUGCAUGUUCCUACAUCAGUAUUGGAAGGUUGCAAUGACUCUUUCAUCACUGCUGACGAGAAGAGAGAAAAGGUGAGCACACAAUUUUUCUCUGACAUGGGUGUUAUGGCCCUCCUUUGCUGCCAUAACCAUGUCCUUUGGUUAGUCAAUAUGACUUCAGCUGGAGAAAAGCAGCAUUACGCACUGGCGCUCAUUCGACGAUGGUUCAAACACCUUCCUUCUGACUUUAAGGUGGGACUAUUGUAUGACAUCGGAUGCCAGCUUGAGCGAAGUUGUCGCAAGUGGGGCUUUCUUACCGAUGUUCUCCCCCGCAUUGUCUUCGGCAUCUUGAUUUUCCAUGCAUUUGGUCACCAAUGGUGGCUCUGGAGGCACUGGCGACAUUAUCAGGAGAAGAAGGCAGUAGCAAAGGAAGGGCUAAAGGUGUGUGACAUUCCUGUGGGGGAGUUAUGGGAGGAGUGGAAGGUGCAGGUCGCCAUGCAAACCAAGCCAGCCCCCAAGCAGUCGAAGAAUAAGGGUGCUGAGGCUAUUACAGCUAUCCUCACCCUUGAGAAGAUUCUGGAACAACAUAAUUCAAUGGUCCACGAACUCGAAAAUGCCAUCUUAUUUGGCACAGCAAACAUUAUCGACAUUGACCUGCAAUUAUCAGAAUAUCGAGGUAAAUCCAAGCACGUUGCUGAUAAUAUCCAGAAGUGCAAGUGUGGUCUCGGUGUCAGUGACCAAGCCAACUUGAAGGGCCUAUGGAACAAUGCCUACCUUCGCAUUUGCAUGAAUGCUCGCGCUAGCCGAAAAUUCAAAGUCAAGAAACUUGAACGCUCAUAUAGACGAACAAUAAAUGAAAUGAAGCUUCAGAGCCACACUGAGGUAUCUGUUAAGUGUCGUGAGCCAGGGAUCGUCAAGCUAUCGAAAACCUACAACAACCUCUGCACCCAGCUGCAAGCGCUUAUCCGUCAAGGCAAGGCUCCUCCAAACGCACUUCCCCCUCUCCCUAUCGCAUGUGAGGGUCUCUUCCAGCUCAACUUUGAUGAUGAAGUUUGGCAAGACAUAGGUCUGGAUGACGCCAAUGGCCAUAUUCCGAGGUGGCUUGCAGAUGAAAGAAUUCACCAGGGUAUCAAGUGUAUGCUUGAAUUAGAUCGUUGCGGAGAGGAGACAGUACAUAUCAUGUGGGAGAGAUGUGCGCUGCAGGAGUGGAUGCAGGAAGAGUGGAUGCGGGUGGGGUGUGUCAAGGAACAAUUCGACGAAGAUGAGGACAUGUUGUUUGUCCUUGAUCAACAUGCCACCAUGCUGGCUGAGCUGUGUGUAACGUGGCAAGAGAAACUUCGUGGAAUCCCUUGCCUAUGGCCUAUGUCACAAGAUUGGGGGCCUUCGGCUGAGAAGCUUGUAGCAGCGGCUUCGUGUCGUCACAAUUUGGUUGCAAAUGGAUUUUCUGCAGUAGUAGUGGAUGAGGAUGAGUAUGAGAACUUGAGUGAUGGAGAUGAUGGAGAGCUGCUGGAUACUAUUGAGGACAUUGCACUGCUAGAUGAAUACCGUGGCAACAGCAUUGGAGAUGAGCUGGGUGGAACUGAUUUUGAAUAUGAGCUUUUGGACUUAGAUCCAUUUUCUUCCCCAGUCCGUCCUUCCCCUCGCAAACGACUGUGA